GGUGCUGGGAGGAAGGAGGCGGGCAGCAGGCAGAACAAAGCCCCGAGACCAGACAGACACCUGGGCGUGGAUGCUCCUAAAAUCCCAGGCACUGCUACCUCCAUUUUGAUCCGGGAGCCGGGGCUGAGCAGCUGCUGCUCCCCACACCCCAAUGGGGUCUGUGCUGGGGGGAGCCCCUCAUUAACCCCUCCCUGCCCAGCCGGGCGGGACUUUCUCCAGCUGGGACCAGCCCCCUGGGCAGCAGACUGCAGACUAACGCGGCUUCCCCUCUGAUACGUGACACCAGGCAAGUGUGAACUGGGGGAGUCUGAACUGUCUCUGGGAAGGCAGGAGAUUUCAGGGGGAGAAGACCAGGGGAAGAGGAGACUUGGAUUGAGCUUCCUGGCUGAGAUGCUGUUGUUUCCUCCACUGUUAUCUGGAAGCCCAAGUUGAGCUGCUCCUUCUGUCCCAGUGGGAUCUGUGCUAGAAAGUGACUUUACUUAAAAUUUCUUCUGUGCUGAGCCAAGGGACCGGUGAUCUUCGAGGAGGUGGCUGUGUAUUUUACGAAGGAGGAGUGGGCUCUGCUGGACCCUGCUCAGAGAGCCCUCUACAGAGACAUCAUGCAGGAGAACUAUGAGACUGUGACCUUGCUGGAGUUUCCAGUUUCCAAACCUGAUGUGAUCUCCCAGCUGGAACAAGGGGAUGAGCCAUGGGUCUCAGACCUCCAGGGCUCAGAGGAACAAGAGAUCCUGAGAGGUGCCUGCACAGCAGGUGGUGGGAUGGUGAGUGAUAAUGAGAAGCAGAAUCCUCAGCAGAAGGCGGCUGAGCAUGUGGACCUGCACGGGGUAUUGUUGCAAAGAUCCAAACAGAAUGUGUCCAGGAGUCAUGAGCAGCAAAAAAGUUGGGAGAGUCAGCACAGACCAGAGAGGCAGCAGGGAAAUCCGCCAGAAGAGAAAGUGAGUAAAUCCAUUAAUAUUCAGGGAACUCAUAAGGACCUCAAGGGAACCACAGGUCAGCACAGAAUCCUCACAGAAGAGAGAAAAAACACAUGCACUGAGUGUGGGAAAAACUUCCAUAGAUGUGCAGACCUUAUUAAUCAUGAGAGAAUCCACACAGGAGAGAGACCCUAUGAAUGUAGUCAGUGUGGGAAAACAUUCACUCAAAGUUCAGCUCUUACUAGGCAUCGGAGAAUCCAUACAGGGGACAGACUCUAUGAAUGCUGUGAAUGUGGGAAAAACUUAUCUGACAGAUCAACCCUUAUUCAGCAUCAGAGAAUCCACACAGGGGAGAGACCAUAUAAAUGCAGUGAAUGUGGGAAAAGCUUCACUGACAGGUCAGGCCAUAUAUAUCAUCAGCGAAUCCACACGGGGGAGAGACCCUAUAAAUGCGGUGAGUGUGGGAAAACCUUCAUUCAGCGCACAACCCUUGUUACACACCAGCGACUUCACACAGGAGAGAGACCCUAUGAAUGCCAUGAGUGUGGGAAAAGCUUCACCUGCAGCUCAACCCUUGUUACACAUCAACGAAUCCAUACCGGGGAGAGACCCUAUGAAUGUUAUGAGUGCGGAAAAAGCUUCACUCAGAGCUCAGCCCUUAUUACGCAUCAGAGAAUCCACAGUGGAGAGAGACCAUAUGAAUGCAGUGAGUGCGGGAAAAGCUUCACUCAGAGCUCAGCCCUUAUUACACAUCAGAGAAUCCACAGCGGAGAGAGACCCUACGAAUGCUGUGAGUGCGGGAAAUGCUUCACUCGGAGCUCCGUUCUUCUUUAUCAUCAGAGAAUCCACAAGGGAGAGGAACACCAUAAAAAACUUGUCUAGAGCCGACAAAAUUUUUUAUCUUUAAUAUUUUUGCUCAUUCCCAUAGUGAACUUUAAAGCUAUUUGCACCAUUUCCUUCACUGUGGUAUUUCAGCUCCUCUAGGUGAGUUGUCUGUUUUUGCCUUCUUCAGCUCCACCCCUUUGGGGGUGAAUCCCAUGAUCCUUUCUGUCAACUCCAUAGUCCUAUGCAUCACUUUUCAAUGGAGUUGGCUAGCUUGAGUUAGGUUUUUACAUCAUGAUAGGUAACUGCUCUUUCAGAAAGGACAUAAUCUGGACACUGUACAUGGGUUAUCCUCAUGUCCUGACCUAACCUCCUUUUCCAAGUCUAAGCAAGGAUCAAAUUUAUACUCUUCUUUCCACUGCAAAAUGAUUGUUCGAGCCUCCAAAUUCACCCUUGGGCACAGAUUGUCUCAUUCCUAGUUGUACAUACAUUGCCCUGGGGUGUGCUGAAUAAGAAUUGUUUUGGUAUCCUUUUUCUCAUAUAAAAUAGAUUUAAAUAUAACAAAGAGCAGAAGCAGGAGUGGGCAGGGGGGAAGAGGGAAGUGUCAUUUCAGGCUCUGGGACACGUGAAAAAGUUGGAGGGAUUCUAUGCUUCCCCAUCACUCCAGCAUUCUUACCUUCUGUCUGAGCUAUGUAACGUUUAUGUUCUUCACAUUUUAGCUCUCCACUCCCAAAGUGUCAUGUGAGUGUCUUCAGCUUUCAUAGUUUCACAAAUUUUAAUGCCAGAAGGGACCAUCGCGAUCAUCUUGUCUGAUCUCUGCACAUUGCAGGCCAGAGAAACCCAUGCACUCACUCCUGUAAUAGGCCCAUAACUGCUGGCAAGUUAGUUAAUCCACCGCCCUGAGAGGUGGUAGCCCUCCCACUGACAUAGCACUGUCUACACAGGGGAGGAAGGGUAUUACUAUAUCGCUCAGGGCUGUGGAUUUACACCCCAAUCAAUGUAGUUAUACCAAUAUUGGGCUGUAGUGUAGACCAGACCUAACUCUCCAUUUGUAAGGUAGGUUCUCCAUUCCUCCAAUCAUCCUAGUAGCCCUUUGUGAUUGGGAAUUGUCCUUUGAUUUGUUUGAUCCUAAAUCAGACUCAUUAGAGAUGGAGGUGAAGUGUCACCAACCUGGAAGGGGAAUCUGAAUGGAUUCCAAACACAGUGUGAUGAGUCAGCAUUGAAAUCCCAGUUUCCAUCUAUGGGCAAAGUCACUCCUGAGGUUUUUCCCGCUGAGUUAGGAUUGUUUGCAGGAGGAAAUUUGGGCUGUUUUCCCUAUUACAAUGAUGUUAAACCUUUAGUAAAUAACAUGACUAAUAAUAAUGAAACUGCACUGGGUGAAGUAGGUUUGAACAGAUCAGAGGAAAACAGAAUGGGGAGAAUCUCUUGUCCUGAUUCUGAGUCAUCAGAUGUAACCUGCUCUGGAAUUUCACUUUAUAUGAAAUUUAAAUUGUUUUAUACCUCCUUGGGAUGUGGGUUUUUCUUUCUUUCUGAAGUCUGUUUGGUUACGUAACUGGAUAUGAAUUUUGUUUGACAGAAUGUAGCUCAGAUUUAUUUUUGGGGACUUUGAGAUAAAUGAUGAUUUGCUAAAAUAGGCAGGGAUGGUGUCCUUAGCCUCUGUUUGCCAGAAGCUGGGAAUGGGUGACAGGGGAUCGAUCAUUUGGUGUUUACCUGUUCCGUUCAUUCCCCCAAGGGCACCUGGCAUUGGCCACUAUCGGAAGACAGGAUACUGGGCUCUGACCCGGUAUGGCUGUACUUAUAUUCUUAUGUUCUUACUUUAUAUUUUCCUUUUUCCCUACCCGUCCAUGAUGAUAUAGGGAAAGUUCCAGUCACCUGGAGAGCAUACUCCAAGCUACUGGACAUGCUAACAAAAAAAAGUAGCAUUUUUAAAUCUCCACUCUGAAACGGUGAACAACAUCAGACUAUGCAAAGGAUGCAACUAUCUGAAGUAACUGCAUGUGAUCACAGUAAUAUUCAGUAGUUUAGGUCAGUAUAGUCUCAGAUGAUCUGGAAUCAGAAUUCCACCGUAAGUGACUUGAAACUAGCCAAAAUACCCAUGUAUUUGAUCCCCGAAGCAGCUGUGACUCAGGCCUUACAGAAGAUUACUUAUGAAGAUAUCUCCUGCAUAAUCAAAUAACAUGGGAGAUAUUGUCCCUAACUAUGCAGAUACAGAGGAAAUAAGAUUGGUGGGUUUUUUUGAACUCGCCCUUUGUAGGUGCUGUAAAUGUGUAUAAAAGUAAAUCAGUUUUGAAUGUGAGAUAGUUGCAGAAAAGUAUCUAUUUUUAAUAGAAAUCCCACCUCUCCUAGUUUACAGAGAUUCUGAUCUAAUUUAGACAUGUGCCACCAGAUUAAAGAAAUACAUUUGUCCUGUUUGGAGAUGCCAUCCUCACUAACACUGAUGAAAUAUUGCAUGGUUUGGUGAAGAAUUCUACUCCAGAGAAGUAUAAAUUUACCCCAAACAAGGCCAAGGAUUUGGCAAGAACUCAGGUAGAUAUAGCAGGUACCCGAUGGUCAGAUUUCACCCCCAAAAAGGAAGCUAUGAUAAACUAUGAUCCAGGUAAAAUUGCUUUUAGAACACCCUUCACUACUUCAAUGUCACUGAUUACAGUUCCAGAGGAUGCCAUGGUUAGAUUUGGAAUUAUUGCCCUUUUCCAUUUGGAUCCAAAGUGUCAUAAGCUAAAGAGUAAAACUGUUGAUAUCUUCAGAGAACACUUCUUUCUUGUGGAUCCCAGUCUCUUUUCCUGGUUGGGCAGCAAGGACUUCUGUGCUGUGCCAGUGAUUGUAACCACCAAGGGAAUGACUUUAUCAGCUUCCAAGUUCAGAGUGCAGCAUACACAAAUGUUGUGUUCUGUUUCUGUGGUUUUGUCUCUUAGUUUUGCUCUUGUUUCUUAUGCAUUUGCAUCACUUCUCCACCAUCUCCUGCUACUCUGAAAGAUUAAAAAGUGUGAAAAUAGAGUACAAGUGUUUUUCCUUAUGAUGCAAACCUGCCCACCUAGUGUGAGACAUCUUCCACCAACCCUUACAGCAGGUGAUCCCCAGGUAAAUGAACUCACACAAGUUAGAGACACCAAUGUUGGGGAGAACCACAGCUUUACUCAAGGGUUCACUGGGUGGAAAUGGGGAGUGAAAAGAAAAGUAAAACCUAUAAUAGGGUUUUGUAAUCUUUGAAUAUGUUACUGUUGACAAUGAAAAUUAAAUUAAACAUGCAGUUAAUUAUUAGUUAGAGUAAGAGACUAAUUAUGUGAUCAUUCAAAUUAGACUGGAAAUUAUCAGGUUUUUUUUUUAGAAAUAUAAGACAUGGUGGCUAAUCCUGAAAAAGCUUAUUUGAUGUAAUUUACCCCCUUUGGACUAAAGAGUUCUGAAUUAGUGUCAGUCUAAAUAUUGGGGUGGUGGAAUAUGUGAGAGAUGUAUAUGAGAUUAAAGACCUGGUAUAGACUUCAGUUAUUUCUAUUUCAAAUGAAAUUUAUUUUGAUAAACUUUAAAGUAAAUUUCUGUUAAGAGGAAAACUACUUAAGGAGAUAAGUUUUACUUUAACCUUUUACUCAUGGAGAUUGUGAGGGUCACUGAGUUCCCCACUUCCCUUGUUUGCAAAGGAAAGAUAUGACAUCUCUCAUGAUAUAGCCACAUUUAUUUUUAAACUUGGUGAUGGAUGCAUGAUGCAAUGAGUAGCUUUGCUGUUAAAAUAACCUUCCAAAUAGCUAUUUUUAUGGGUGCUGAGACACUUUGAACCCUGCGGUCAGUCUAUGGAAACCUUUUCAAACUCAUCUUGAUGAUCUUUCAUUUUUGAUAUCUUUGGGUUUUGCACAUUCAUGCUGAAUGUGGUUUGCCACAAUACAUAUCUUGAGAAAAAGGCUGGGUUAAACGAGACUUUUCCAAACUUAUGCUAGCCCAAGAUCUGCCUCAUUCCAACCAGAUUGUCCACGUUGUUGGUAUCUGAGGCAUACUUCACACCUGAUUUGCUCCGAGAUCUUGGGGAGGCACUGUAAAGCGGGGUAAGCUAGAAUCAUCAACUGCAAAAAUCAAGAUAAAGGUUGAAGUCCUUCAACUUUCAGGUCAACAAGAUAUCUGAGAGAGACUGAUGCCCUCUGGGGAGGGAAAUCAUGAUAUCAAUGACAAGCUGUGCCAACAUCGAUUAGUCUCCCUGUACCUGGGAAAGUCUUCUACUACACAUGAGUCGACAGAAUAAGAGAGCUGGAGCGCUCCAACUCUGCUAUUUUAGUAGUUUAUUGUUCCUUUAUUUUUUUUUCAUUCAUUUGUAUAAUCUGGGGUAUGCCCCCCAACUUUCUAUCAUCCUAGGUGUGACAGGGUGGUUCAAUGAAUACAUCUGUGUUGAUCACCUGUAAAAUCCACACUGGGAAGAUGCCAGAAGGAAAAGUUCCCCACAUCUUUUGUGUCGCAGUUGUUACAUUUCCACUGACUACAGCCUUGAUAAAGGCUGUAUCUGUGUUGGAGUGGGAAGGAGAAGGAUUUAGUCACACGACAGUGAAAUCUGAGGUGGAAGCUUUAAUUGGCUUUGAGUUUGUAGCUUAAAUGUGAACAAUCAUUUGAUAUCAAUAUUGAAAUAUUCAUUGGUUUCAGUGUGGCUUGAGCUACCAGGGUGAAGUUCUCUGACUGGGGUUUAUGACUAAAUGGACAGCCUUCUCACUGGAUUACUCUUCUAAAAUAGAUGAGUUGUUUAUCUGUUGUAUUCAUCUGAGGAUUAGAUUAAACUGAUGACUUGAUUCCAAAGCAAUAUCAUUGUUCACUCCUUGAUUUACUGGUUCAACUUGAACUUUGAUAACUGUGUGUUCAACCCAUAAUAAGUUGAGUUACGUUUAUCAUAGUUUAGCCUUUGUGAUGUAUGUUCUUGAUUUUCUUUGUUCUUUAUAAUAAAAUGUCUCAAAGGGAUGUUAAGUCAUGUUUCUGUCAAUAAACAAUAUAGGCAGAAAUGUAGAGAAUCUGGGUGGAGAUAAAGUGGCCCACUUCGGAGCUGAAUCUGCAACCUGUCGAUUAACCCUUUGGUUUCCCACAGGAGAGCAGCUGAGGAGGGCAUUGAUCUCCGCUCCAGUUGCUCCUCAGGGGAUUUGAAGCAUUGCAAGGGAAAAUGAGCUCCCCCACCUAGGCUUGUGGGAGUAGGGAAUGGAGGUCAAUG
Molecule: messenger RNA, 6906 nt
Organism: Dermochelys coriacea (leatherback sea turtle)
Lineage: Eukaryota; Metazoa; Chordata; Testudines; Dermochelyidae
Product: zinc finger protein 300-like
Exons: 6
Coding region: 600-1796 (398 amino acids)
Biological process (GO): regulation of transcription by RNA polymerase II
Cellular component (GO): nucleus
Molecular function (GO): DNA-binding transcription factor activity, RNA polymerase II-specific; RNA polymerase II cis-regulatory region sequence-specific DNA binding
Source: RefSeq, a predicted model, not a curated record